AUGGCACAAGUAGUUAAACCAAGCGUAGCUCCUUCAAAUGCUACUUUUAAAGAUAAGGAAAAGCCACAAGAAGUUCGUAAAGCUAAUAUUUUAGCAGCAAGAGCCGUUUCAGAUGCAAUUAGAACUUCAUUAGGUCCAAAAGGGAUGGAUAAAAUGAUUAAAACCAAAAAUGGAGAAAUUAUUAUAUCAAAUGAUGGUGCAACUAUUUUAAAACAUAUGGCUGUUUUACAUCCUGCCGCAAGAAUGUUGGUUGAUGUAAGUCAUGCCCAAGAUGUUGAAGCUGGUGAUGGUACUACUACUGUUGCCAUUUUAACCGGAGCUUUAUUAGGUGCAGCUGAAAGAUUAUUAAAUAUUGGAAUCCAUCCUACUUUAAUUGCCGAAUCUUUCCAAAGAGCUGCUCAAAGAGCAGUACAAAUCUUAUUGGAUAUGUCAUAUAAAAUUAGCUUAGAAGAUAGAGAACAAUUAAUUAGAGCUGCCACUACUUCAUUGAGUUCAAAAAUUGUCUCCCAACAUUCUCAAUUAUUGGCUCCUUUAGCUGUUGAUUCAGUUUUAAAAGUUAUAAACAAAGAAGAUGACCUGCAAAAUGUUGAUUUGAAUGAUAUUAGAUUAAUCAAAAAAGUCGGUGGUACAAUUGAUGAUACUAAAUUAAUUGAUGGGGUUGUUUUAACUCAAAAUGUUGUUAAAAAUGCCGGUGGUCCAAUUAGAGUCGAAAAGGCAAAAAUUGGUUUAAUUCAAUUUCAAAUCUCCCCUCCAAAACCAGAUAUGGAAAACAAUGUUGUUGUUAAUGAUUAUAGACAAAUGGAUAAGAUUUUGAAAGAAGAAAGAGCAUACUUGUUGAAUAUUUGUAAAAAGAUCAAGAAAUCCAAAUGUAAUGUUUUAUUGAUUCAAAAAUCAAUUUUAAGAGAUGCUGUUAAUGAUUUGGCUUUGCAUUUUUUGGCCAAAUUAAACAUCAUGGUUAUUAAAGAUAUUGAAAGAGAUGAAAUUGAAUUCUUAUCAAAAGCUGUUGGAUGUAAACCAAUUGCUGAUAUUGAUAACUUCACUGAAGAUAGAUUGGGUACUGCUGAUUUAGUUGAAGAACUUGAAAGUUCUGGAUCCAAGAUUGUUGAAAUUACUGGUGUUACUUCUAAAAACAUUAAACCUACAGUGUCUGUUAUUGUAAGAGGUGCUAAUAAUUUAGUUCUUGAUGAAACUGAAAGAUCUUUACACGAUGCUUUAUGUGUAAUUAGAUGUUUGGUUAAAGAACAAGCCUUAAUUGCCGGUGGUGGUGCCCCAGAAAUUGAAGUUUCAAGACAAUUGAUGAAAGAAGCAAAUAAAUUAUCCGGUGUCGAACAAUUUGUUUACAAAGAGUUUGCUCAAGCUCUAGAAGUUAUCCCAACCACAUUAGCUGAAAAUGCUGGUUUAAACCCAAUAAAUGUUGUUACUGAUUUAAGAAAUAGACAUGAAAAUGGAGAAAAAGAUGCUGGUAUUUCUGUGAGAAGAGCCGGUGCUUCAAAUACUUAUGAUGAACAUGUUUUGCAACCAGUCUUGGUCAGUACAAGUGCCAUUGUCUUGGCUUCAGAAUGUGUUAAAUCUAUCUUGAGAAUCGAUGAUAUUCAAUUUAGUCGUUAA
Messenger RNA from Candida tropicalis MYA-3404, 1608 nucleotides. Its product is annotated as chaperonin-containing T-complex subunit. Lineage: Eukaryota; Fungi; Ascomycota; Pichiomycetes; Serinales; Debaryomycetaceae. Bases 1 to 1608 code for a protein of 535 amino acids. Gene Ontology annotation, cellular component: chaperonin-containing T-complex. Gene Ontology annotation, molecular function: ATP-dependent protein folding chaperone; ATP binding; ATP hydrolysis activity. Gene Ontology annotation, biological process: protein folding. The transcript has a single exon. The record is from RefSeq and is a predicted model, not a curated record.